CACCGUAGAAAUCAGCGGCGUCGCUGCAGCUCCAGUCCGCCCGCGGAGCGUCCGCGUCCGUGGACGUGUCUGGCUGAAACCCCGGGCUGGAUGACGGGAAACGGCCGUUUGUGCGGGAUUGUGGAACUCCUCACCCCGCAUUGAUGCCAUGGAGUCACAUGGAGGGUCGUUAUACCCGGAGCUGGGCAGCUGGCUGUGAGACAUCUGGAGCAGAAAUGAGUGACCAGCAGCAGGAGGAGAGCAGCUAUGAGCUCGUCGGAGGGAUGAGGCUGUUGUCCUCAGUGGAUCUGAGGGAAUCUCCGCUCGGCUCCAGGGCGACCAGAGAUGACCUCAUGUUGUGUGCGGGCGAUCUGGAUGGGACGUCAGAGGGAGGCAGCGGGAGAAGAUCCAGGGUUAGCCUGAACUACAGGUUUUCUGAGGACAGAACCAGCUAUGACGACUUUGUGACAGCGGAUAAGAAGCUCCUCCUGAAGACGCUGAUCGCGGCGGAGUCGGCCGCCACCUCCGCUGCUGUCCAGCUGGUGUCCUUCAGAGAUGUACUGGAGGAGGACUUUAGUGAGUCCAGGUGCUCGAGUGAGCUGAGGUUGUCGAGACAGAAGGGAUUGCUGCUGGAGAAGCUGGAGGUGUUUAAGCGGAUAAACGCGUCCGUCCGUCAGCAGCUGAAGGAGUUUCUGGAGGAGGAGAUGUGCCGGACAGAGACCGAUAAACAUAUAGAUGCUCUGCAGCAGAAGCUGGCUCAGACCGAACGGGACAAUCAGGAUUUAAGGCUGUCGCUGAGUGACCGAGAGAGGAGGGUGGAGGAGCUGAUGGCUCUUCGGAAGAAGGAAAUGGAGAACACCGAGUCGGUGGUCCAGCUGUCUCGCUCAGUCGAUACCACCCGAGCUCACCUGCAACUCCAACUCCGCAACAAAGAGGCUGAGAACAGCAGGCUGGUGGUGCAGCUGAGGGCUCUGGAGCGGACUAUAGCCCAGCAGAAGCUGGAGCUGGAGGAUCUCCGGGCUCAGAUGGACUCUGUAUCUGCAGCAGCUUCUAAGGAGAAAGAAGCUCUGAAGAAAGCCACGAGGGCUCAGAAACUCCGAGCAGAGAGGUUCGAGAGCGCUGUGGAGAAAUUAUACGAUCAGCUCAGAGAGAAGGAUGUGAAGCUGGCGGAAGUUCGCUCAGAGAGAGAUAGGUGGCGCUGUGAGCAGGAGGUGGCUACAGAGGAGAGACUGAGACUGGACGCAGAGAUAACGGCACUGAAAGAGGAGAUAUCGGUCCUCAGUGCAGAGCUGCAGCGAGAGAGACAGUCAGUAAAGGCAGGCAGUGACCUGCUGCUGGAGAAAGUGGAGAAACUCAAUAGUGACAACGCUGAACUGACCCUACAGAACUCCGCAAUGAAGGCAUCAGUAACUGCACUGGAGGAGAAACUGCAGGAGUCCCACACUGCCUUCAGGGAUCAAACGGCUCUAACAGAGGAGAGAAAACGUCAGGUGGAGGAAUACCAAAGUCAGAUAGCGGAGCUGCAGGUGGAAGUGACGGAGCUGAAAAUCAAACUGGAGAGUCAGCUUCAGGAGGCCAGGGAGCUCAGAGAGGGGAGAGACGAGGAGGUUGCCCAGGUGCGGCAGUGUUUGGAGAUGCGGGUGAGGCAGCUGGAGUCGUACCCUGAGUUACUGCAGGCUGCAGAACAGAACCUGCAGCUCAGCCAGGAGCAGCUACAGCGCUACGAAAACACCAUCUCCAACAAGACUGAGACCAUCAGACAGCUCAGCAUGCAGGUGGAUGGACAUGCAGAGAAACUGAAGUCGUCUCUGGAGAUGAAAGAUUCCAUAAAGGAGGCAAAUGCUCAGCUACAGCAGAAGGUGGACUCCCUGCAGAAAAAGGUGGAGGAGGUUCAGAGUGAGAACCAGGAGCUGAUCAGCAGACUGAGCAGCCAGGAGGGGACGCUGCAGUACAGCAGCAGGCAGCUGGAGCAGCGCUCAGCUGAGUGUCAGGCUCUCCGUCGGCAGCUAGAGAGCGCUCUCACAGAUGUCGCACAGCAGGUGUGUAAGGUGAAGGAAAAGGCCUCCUCCAGAGAAAACACUCUACAGUCCAGAAUCCUGGAGCUGGAGGCUGAGAAGAACCGACGAGAAAAUGAACUUAGGCAGCUCAGACUCAGCAAAGUGUCCAUUGAAAAGCAGUUCGAGAUGCGUCUGAAGGACCUUCAGCUCAGUCUGGACCAAUCAGAAAGCCAUAAGCAGAGCAUUCAGAACUACGUGGACUUCCUUAAGAAUUCCUAUGCCACCAUGUUUGAAGACACUCUGCCAUCGACGUUGGGGUCCUCAUACUACCUGAAAUAACUCUUCAUCUCCUCCCUGUGUUUGUCUUAUUCAUGUGAGAGGUUGUAUUUAUACGCUACUGUUGGAAAGUUUGGAAUCAGAGUUUAAACCUAAAUAAAGUUCAGAUUAACGUAUAAA
Molecule: messenger RNA, 2432 nt
Organism: Pygocentrus nattereri (red-bellied piranha)
Lineage: Eukaryota; Metazoa; Chordata; Actinopteri; Characiformes; Serrasalmidae
Product: outer dense fiber protein 2-like
Exons: 18
Coding region: 144-2315 (723 amino acids)
Biological process (GO): negative regulation of cilium assembly
Cellular component (GO): centrosome; ciliary basal body
Source: RefSeq, a predicted model, not a curated record